Ipomoea nil (Japanese morning glory) is the source of this 1389-nucleotide messenger RNA. RefSeq names its product heat shock factor protein HSF30-like. The coding region runs from base 221 to 1258 and encodes 345 amino acids. NCBI's taxonomy places the organism in Eukaryota, Viridiplantae, Streptophyta, Magnoliopsida, Solanales, Convolvulaceae. Gene Ontology annotation, biological process: regulation of transcription by RNA polymerase II. Gene Ontology annotation, molecular function: RNA polymerase II cis-regulatory region sequence-specific DNA binding; DNA-binding transcription factor activity. The transcript is spliced from 3 exons. The record is from RefSeq and is a predicted model, not a curated record. Gene Ontology annotation, cellular component: nucleus.
CCAAACGUUUAGAAACUUCUCUCUGAAAAUAUCCCAUCCCCUUUUUUCGAGAACUUUCUUCUCCACCACCCUAAAUAUCCAUUCAACACUCAAAAUCUCCAUAAAUAGCAAAAAACCCUUUCCUUAAACAGCCCGAAAUCUCCAUAAAUAGCUUAAACAGCCCGAAAUUCCAAGUCACUGACCCACUCUUAAUUCUAGAAUCUAGCUAUUUGGAGCAAAAAUGGAUGACAGAGUGACAGUCAAGCUUGAAGAAGAGACGCCGGCGCCGAUGGAAGGGCUGCACGAAGUGGGUCCGCCUCCGUUCUUGUCGAAAACGUAUGAUAUGGUAGAAGACCCUUCCACUGACGAGGUCAUUUCUUGGAGUGCGGCGAGGAACAGCUUCAUCGUUUGGGACUCUCACCAGUUCUCCACAACCCUCCUUCCUAGGUAUUUCAAGCACAGUAAUUUCUCCAGCUUCAUCCGCCAGCUUAAUACUUAUGGUUUUCGGAAAGUGGAUCCUGAGAGAUGGGAAUUCGCAAAUGAGGGUUUCCUCGGAGGGCAGAAACAUCUUCUGAAAACGAUCAAGAGGAGGAGGAAUGUUGCACAGAGUAUGCAUCAACAAGGAACCGGUCCGUGUAUUGAAAUAGGGUAUUUCGGUAUGGAAGAAGAGCUAGAGAGACUAAAGAGGGAUCGGAACUUGUUGAUGACGGAGAUAGUUAAACUUAGACAGCAGCAGCAGAGUUCCAGGGCUCAAAUCGUGGCGAUGGAGGAAAGAGUAAGGAACACCGAGAGGAAGCAUCAGCAGAUCAUGAGUUUCUUAGCCAAGAUUUUCUCCAAUCCUUCGUUCUUCCAGCAAUAUCUCGACAAGUAUGCCCUGAAGAAAGAUCAGAGACGUGUUGAAAUCGGUCAAAAGCGGAGACUGACAAUGACACCAAGCGUGGAGAAUUUGCAGGAUAUUGAUUCGGUUGCUAUGCAAAGUAGCCAAGAGCCCGAAGUAGACCUCGAGAUAGAGACAGACGUGGGUAGCUUGAUAUCCGCUGCACUGGACAAUGAAUCAAGCAGCAUUAUGAAUCAAUCUUCCUUUGCAUCAACAAGCGGUACUAAUAUUACCGAGGAUCUUGUGCCCGAUAAUAUCUGGGAGGAGCUGCUCGGUGAAGGACUCAGUAAUGAAGCAGAAGUUGAUGUGGAAGUCGAGGAUUUGGUUGCAGCAGCGGAGACACCCGAAUGGGGUGAUGACUUACAGGAUCUUGUAGAUCAUAUGGGAUAUGAGGAUAUCUAAAGCCAAAUCCUUGAAAGUUUCUGGUCUCUACAUCACUGUUCACAUUCUUUUUGGUUAGGACUUAGGAAGCUAGGAAAAUGUUAUUAUCAAAUUUUGAAGUCCAAAGUAAUAUCAGAUGAACAUCUCAUUCA